Polyodon spathula (Mississippi paddlefish) is the source of this 616-nucleotide messenger RNA. Its product is annotated as apolipoprotein C-I-like. Gene Ontology annotation, cellular component: extracellular region; high-density lipoprotein particle; very-low-density lipoprotein particle. Gene Ontology annotation, molecular function: fatty acid binding; phospholipase inhibitor activity. The record is from RefSeq and is a predicted model, not a curated record. The coding region runs from base 126 to 398 and encodes 90 amino acids. The transcript has 4 exons. NCBI's taxonomy places the organism in Eukaryota, Metazoa, Chordata, Actinopteri, Acipenseriformes, Polyodontidae. Gene Ontology annotation, biological process: lipoprotein metabolic process; very-low-density lipoprotein particle clearance; negative regulation of cholesterol transport.
ACUUCCAAAUCAGCGUGUGACGUCACCCCAAACACAGUAUAAAGAGCUCGCGGGUACGUUUAGUUUACAACUCAACUCUACAUCCAAAGCGAGGCUGAAGUGAGUGACUAACACAUCAAUUGAAAAUGAAGCUGUCUGUCGCAGUCGCUGUCGUUGUGUUGGCUCUGGCCGUGCUCGUGGAAAGCGCCCCUCAGGAUGCCAGCCUGACCGAGCGCUUCGGUAAUUUCCAGAAGCAGGUGGAGACUCUGACUCGGGACCUGUCUGAGAAAACCAAGGCAACAAUGGAGGAAGUGCACAACAGCGAGUUCAGCGUGAACGCCAGGAAGUGGUUCAAAGAUACCUUUGAGACCUUGAAGAAGCAGAUGGAUGAAGCUUUUGCCAACAUUAAGCUCCAGUAAAGCCCCUGUUUUCUCCUCUCAUUAAAGCCCCUGUUUUCUCCUCCCAGUCUGGCCCCUCUGAAGUGGAUGAAUUGAUCAUUCCCGUUUCUGUCAACACGUCUGAUCCAACUCUUAUUUUGUUUAAGUUUGUUUUAAUGCAGAAAUGAGCUCCUGUCUUCUACUUGAAUAUAAUACUAAUAUUUCUACUAACAAUACGAAUAAAAGACAUUUGUUUUCAA